AUGGAAUCUCUCUCAGUGUCAACCAACAGCUUCACUCUGGACCUUUACAAAAAGCUGAAUGAAACUUCCAAAGGCCAAAACAUUUUCUUUUCUCCUUGGAGUAUUGCAACUGCUCUUGCCAUGGUCCACCUGGGUGCAAAAGGUGACACUGCAAGCCAGAUGGCUGAGGUUCUUCAUUUUAACCAGACUGCAAGAGAAGAAGGUUCAUCUGAGACAACAAGGCCUUCUCCUGCAAGACCAAAGAAAAGAAAGAUGGAUCCUGAGCAUGAGGGAGCAGAAAACAUUCACUCUGGCUUCAAAAAGCUCCUGUCUGACAUCAACAAACGUAAAAGCACUUACUUGCUGAAGAGUGCCAACCGACUGUAUGAAGAAAAGACCUACCCAUUACUGCCUAAGUUCUUACAACUCCUUACAAGCUAUUACAAUGCAAAGCCACAAGCUGUAAACUUUAAGAGAGCUGCAGAACAAGUCAGAACACAGAUCAAUUCAUGGGUAGAAAAUAAAACUGAGAGGAAAAUACAGAGUCUGCUGCCUGCAGGAUCACUCCAUUCUCGCACUGUGCUGGUCUUAGUAAAUGCCAUUUAUUUCAAAGGAAAGUGGGAGAAGAAAUUUCUGGAGAAAAAUACUUCUGAGAUGCCCUUCAGAAUAAGCAAGACCAAGACUAAACCUGUACACAUGAUGUUUUUGAAAGAUACAUUUUUCAUACUCCAUGAAACCACCAUGAAAUUCAAAAUCAUUGAGCUGCCAUAUGUGGAAAAUGAACUCAGCAUGUUCCUUCUCCUUCCAGAUGACAUCAAUGAUAACACUUCUGGCCUGGAGCUGGUGGAAAGAGAGCUGACAUAUGAGAAACUGUCUGAAUGGACCAAAUCAGACAAUAUGAUGAAAGCUGAAGUGGAUCUAUACCUGCCCAAGUUGAAGUUGGAAGAAAAUUAUGACCUUAAAUCCCCUCUGAGCAGCAUGGGGAUACGAAACGCUUUUAACCCAGGUCAGGCUGAUUUCACAGGAAUGUCAGUGAAGAAGGAUCUUUUCAUCUCAGAAGUUAUUCACAAAGCUUUUGUGGAGGUCAAUGAAGAAGGUACAGAGGCAGCAGCUGCCACAGGUGUCUUGAUGAUGAGAUCAAGAAUCCCAACAAUGACUUUCAAAGUGGACCACCCUUUUAUCUUCUUUAUCAGACACAACAAAUCACAAACCAUCCUCUUCUUUGGCAGGUUUUGCUCACCCUAG
Melospiza georgiana is the source of this 1224-nucleotide messenger RNA. RefSeq names its product heterochromatin-associated protein MENT-like. The coding region runs from base 1 to 1224 and encodes 407 amino acids. Gene Ontology annotation, molecular function: serine-type endopeptidase inhibitor activity. Gene Ontology annotation, biological process: negative regulation of endopeptidase activity. The transcript is spliced from 7 exons. The record is from RefSeq and is a predicted model, not a curated record. NCBI's taxonomy places the organism in Eukaryota, Metazoa, Chordata, Aves, Passeriformes, Passerellidae.